UCCUUUCGGAACGCGAUUCAGCCGAUCGAAAUUAUGCACUGGCAUACUAUUUGAAGGAGAAUAAAUGUUUCCCGGGAAAUGUGACACUUCGAGAUGAAUUGGAUUUCUAUUUCCAGUUAUGCUCACUGGAAACGACAUGUGAAAGUGCUGCUGUGAUGGCAGCAACAUUGGCUAAUGGCGGUAAGUUAUUGGGGAGAACUGUGUUCUGGUUUUAA
Molecule: messenger RNA, 215 nt
Organism: Gongylonema pulchrum
Lineage: Eukaryota; Metazoa; Nematoda; Chromadorea; Rhabditida; Gongylonematidae
Source: the annotation of a GenBank genome assembly